GUCCAUAUCAUCAUUCACAACGAAGGCGGAGAUUUUCAACGAAUGCUCGAGCACACCGCUCAGACGGGUGGCCUCAGUGCAGACGUUAAAUUCUGCCUUUUCACAUCUCUCUUCUUCAACAAUGACCGCUUCAGAUCUCCCUGGUCCCGGUCGCAUUCUAGACAAAUAUGUUUUCACAAAGGGUGGUAGAGCGCUCGAGCGAGCCAUUGCGCGGACGGCACAUUCAUUAGGCUUUGGACCUGCUGCUGCUGCGCUUCGCAUCGGUGCAAACCUGCGCGGUUUUUCUUUGGACGAAAGUCCUCCAACAACAGCACUCAUGACGUAUGAGGGAGCAACAUCAAAGGCACUCAGGCUGGAACUCGGACUAAUCCAGGACAUUCCUCGAUUGAGGGCCGAUUGUCAAAAACUGGUCGGCUAUACGAAGUCAAAUAUUGUCAGCACUCGCAUUCAAGCAUAUAACAUGAUUAUAACUCUGUUCAUCCGCUUUCCGUACCUAAAUCUCUACUUUGAGAAUGUUGACGUGAUCAAGAGUGACCGCAAGAGUGUUCGUUCUUGCCAAGCGACUGACGAUGACCUGCUGGAGGAGACGCUUGCGCGGAUGGCUUUCGCUUGUCUUGUACCUUCCGACGAUCCGGGUAGCGUCGCCCGUCUCGUUGAUCAUCUGGCAGAACAGACAAAGCGUGCCGAGGAGCGCAAGAAAGAAUGGAGUACAGGUCCCCCGGUUUCUGAUCUUCCGAGUACGCAAAUGAUUCGCAAGUAUUGCGAGAACCCUCAUACCUCGUUUGCGGCUUUGCGUUUCACUGGCAUCAUCUUCCGGCACUACUUCCUCUCGCGCGGACCUGAUCUCUACGUGAAACUCACCAGUGCAACUGUACCCGAAUUCUGGCAGGAACUAAUACUUUGCAUACAAAAUCUCGUCCAAAGCGAUCUUACUCGUGCAUGUGGGGAUUGUACUUGCUCCAAGCAUUAUUGCAACGAUCCAAGACAUGCAAGUGCCACAUACGGAGACGCGGAGAUUCUAGCAGAGCCGGAUCCGGAGGGUAUAGACCUGUUUUCUGAGACGAUUUUCGAAAUGCUUUACCGUGGUAUUGCGUGGGAUCCAAACCUUGAUAAAUACGGAAGACGCUGCGUUAGGCUUCGCGAUUCGUUGGUUUGCGACGCCCUUAAGAUUUUUGAGCCCCCGGCCGCACAGAUGCUCUUCCCUAAUGCCUCUUUUAUUUCUUUAACGAAGCUAAAGCCGCAAGCGGAACUUCUACAGUACGAUGUACACCACACCAUCGAUGCGCUCCCCCAGUUUGGAAAGCUGGAGCACGGGUUUGAGGGUGAGGGUGAACUAGCCACUCACCUCGCCAGCAAGUCCACGCCCACGUUUUCCGACCGCCUCAGUGGAGCAUUUCGUCGUCGUGAUCGCCAGCGCGGAGUCAAGGUCAUCCUCCCCACCAAGCCAGAGUAUGGGUUUGACGACGAGGGCGAACUAGCCAUUCCCCUCUUCGGAAAAUCCGUGCCGAGGUUUUCGGACCGCCUCAGUAGAGUCUUUCGUCGUCGCAAUCACCAGCGCGGAGUCAAGGGCGAACUCUCUGUACUGAGGUUAACGACGCGGACGACGUUGAAGGCGACGAUAGGCUAA
Molecule: messenger RNA, 1627 nt
Organism: Fomitiporia mediterranea MF3/22
Lineage: Eukaryota; Fungi; Basidiomycota; Agaricomycetes; Hymenochaetales; Hymenochaetaceae
Exons: 7
Coding region: 122-1627 (501 amino acids)
Source: RefSeq, a predicted model, not a curated record